UCUUAGUGUACCAAAACUAUUUUAGUAGUUUUCGGACCGGUUCUGCAUCACAAUUGCAAUUAAACUUUUUGCUACCUUUCUUCUUCUCUCUCCUUGGAAAAUUCUGCUGCCAUAAAGAUCUCACCGGCGCAGAUUUUUCAGGCCGCCGAGUCAGGUUUCAUAGGAUGUUGUUGUUGUUGUUAUAGUCAUGAGCAGAAUCUUGAAACAUCAUCCUGUUAUCGCUCUAUUGGAUUCCGGCACUACGUUUAAAGAAGUGCGGCAAAUCCACGCCAAGCUCUUGGUCGACGGGACGCUCAACGAUGACCAUCUCGUGGGCCAGUUCGUAAAGUCGGUGGCUUUAAGCGAUCAGAAGUACUUAGACUACGCGAACCAGAUCCUGGAUAGGUCUGAUAAGCCUACGCUGUUCGCUCUCAACUCUAUGAUCAGAGCGCAUUGCAAAAGCCUUGUUCCGGACAAAAGCUUCGAUUUUUACAGAAAGAUACUCUGUUCGAGUAAUGACCUCAGACCGGAUAAUUACACUGUCAACUUCUUGCUACAGGCUUGCACUGGGGUUGGGGUAGGUAUGCGUGAGAUAGGGGUUCAAGUCCACGGGGCGGCCAUAAGACGUGGUUUUGACAAUGACCCGCAUGUGCAAACCGGGUUGAUCUCUUUGUACGCUGAGCUUGGCUGUCCGGGUUCUUGCCGCAAGGUGUUUGACUCGGUUCCUUGUCCGGAUUUCGUGUGCCGGACGGCGAUGGUCACGGCUUGUGCUAGAUGCGGGGAUGUGGGUUUUGCUAGGAAGUUGUUUGAGGAGAUGCCGGAGAAAGACCCGGUUGCUUGGAACGCUAUGAUCUCUGGGUAUGCUCAGGUUGGAGAGUCGAGGGAGGCUCUGGACUUGUUUCAUUUGAUGCAGCUGGAAGGUGUGAGAGUCAACGCGGUUUCUAUGAUCUCGGUUUUGUCGGCUUGUACUCAGCUGGGAGCACUGGACCAAGGGAGAUGGGCUCAUUCAUACAUAGAGAGAAACAAGAUCAAAAUCACUGUGAGGCUCGGGACGACGUUGGUGGACUUGUAUGCGAAAUGCGGUGACAUGAACAAAGCUAUGGAGGUUUUUUGGGGUUUGGAAGAGAAGAAUGUGUACACGUGGAGUAGCGCCCUGAACGGGUUUGCCAUGAAUGGGUUCGGGGAGAAAUGUCUGGAGCUUUUCUCUCUAAUGAAACAAGACGGUGUUACUCCGAACGGUGUCACGUUCGUCUCUGUCCUUAGAGGUUGCAGUGUGGUUGGUUUGGUAGAUGAAGGGCAGAGACAUUUCGAUUCCAUGAGGAGUGAGUUUGGGAUUGAGCCUCAGCUUGAUCACUACGGCUGCUUGGUUGAUUUGUAUGCUCGUGCAGGCCGCUUAGAAGACGCUGUCCGUAUCAUCCACCAAAUGCCCGUGAAGCCUCAUGCUGCUGUUUGGAGCUCUCUCCUCCACGCAUCUAGAAUGUACAAGAACCUUGAACUCGGUGUGCUUGCGUCUAAAAAAAUGCUCGAGCUAGAGACGACGAAUCACGGGGCUUAUGUCAUGUUAUCAAACAUAUACGCAGAGUCAGAAAAUUGGGACAAUGUUAGUCAUGUUAGACAGUCGAUGAAAGCUAGAGGAGUUAGAAAAGAACCAGGGUGCAGUGUAAUGGAGGUCAACGGAGAAGUCCAUGAGUUCUUUGUCGGAGAUAAAUCACACCCGAGAUAUACAGAGAUCGAGGCGUUUUGGAAGGAGAUCUCGAGGAGGCUGAGACUUGCUGGGUAUAAAGCAGACACGAGCCCGGUUAUGUUUGACAUAGACGAAGAAGAGAAAGAGGAUGCUUUGUGUCUACAUAGCGAAAAGGCAGCGAUUGCGUUUGGUAUAAUGAGUUUGAAAGAAGAUGUUCCUAUUAGGAUCGUGAAGAACCUUCGAGUUUGUGGGGAUUGUCAUCAGGUGUCUAUGAUGAUCUCCAAGAUUUUUGACAGAGAGAUCAUCGUGAGAGACAGGAAUAGGUUCCACCAUUUCAAAGACGGUCACUGUUCUUGCAAUGGCUUUUGGUGAAUCUUGUUUUGAUAUCCUUAUGUUGACAGGAUUGUUUUAUACUUUGGAUAAAUGGAAAUUGAUAAAAUUUAAGAUUACAAGAGAUA
Molecule: messenger RNA, 2121 nt
Organism: Raphanus sativus (radish)
Lineage: Eukaryota; Viridiplantae; Streptophyta; Magnoliopsida; Brassicales; Brassicaceae
Product: putative pentatricopeptide repeat-containing protein At5g40405
Exons: 2
Coding region: 188-2035 (615 amino acids)
Biological process (GO): RNA modification
Molecular function (GO): protein binding; zinc ion binding; RNA binding
Source: RefSeq, a predicted model, not a curated record